Molecule: messenger RNA, 631 nt
Organism: Electrophorus electricus (electric eel)
Lineage: Eukaryota; Metazoa; Chordata; Actinopteri; Gymnotiformes; Gymnotidae
Gene: selenof
Product: selenoprotein F
Cellular component (GO): endoplasmic reticulum lumen
Molecular function (GO): oxidoreductase activity
Source: RefSeq, a predicted model, not a curated record
UCCGGUUGAAUAUAUAACCACUUCCGCACUCUAUACGCGGAUGAAAAGGUUGCAAUGGCCGGCGAGGUGUACUUACUUUGGUUAUUGUCUUUGUUACAAACGCUCUCAGCGUUUGGAGCAGAGCUGUCCUCCGAAGCCUGCAGGGAGCUGGGAUUCUCCAGUAAUCUCCUCUGCAGCUCUUGUGAUUUAUUGGGCCAGUUCAGUCUAACCCAACUGGAACCCUUCUGUAGGCAGUGCUGCCAAGAGGAGGUCCAUAAUGAGUCCAGGAAGCUCUACCCUGGAGCCAUCCUUGAGGUCUGUGGAUGAAAAUUGGGGAGGUUCCCUCAAGUCCAAGCUUUUGUCAGGAGCGAAAAGCCGAAGAUGUUUAAGGGCCUUCAAAUAAAGUAUGUUAGAGGCUCAGAUCCUGUGCUGAAGCUGCUGGAUGAUCAUGGGAACAUUGCUGAAGAACUCAGCAUCCUCAAAUGGAACACAGACAGCGUGGAGGAAUUCCUUAGUGAGAAGCUGGAGCGUGUUUAGUGCCCUUCAACUUUCUUUUGUUUCCCUAUUUGUACAUCACUCAUUUUGAACCGAAGGACCACAAUCUUAUUCAUUACACAGGAAAAAUUGUGUGUAUGUGUGUGAUAGAUAGAGA